Entrophospora sp. SA101 is the source of this 451-nucleotide messenger RNA. The record is from the annotation of a GenBank genome assembly. NCBI's taxonomy places the organism in Eukaryota, Fungi, Glomeromycota, Glomeromycetes, Entrophosporales, Entrophosporaceae.
GGAUUGGAAUUUUGAUUGUGAUGAAGUCAAAGGUAUAACAUUGUUGGCUCAACCAGCUUUGACCAUUGAGAAUCCAUCCACAUCUGUCACAGUUUUUGAUGAACCUAUUAUUAAUGUGACUAUGGGUAGCAAAGAGGAUGAAUGGAUAAUAUUAGAUCUUUUGUUACAACAUUCAUCGAUCUACUCAUUGACAGAUCAAUGGUAUUUAUUACAUUGGGUGUGUUGGACAACCGAUCCAUCCACAUUUCAAGAACGACACUAUAAAACAAUAGAACUCAUAUGGGUUCAUACACCAAAAGCCAUUGUAUUUGUUCUGACGACAACUUUACCAGAAGAUUUUUUUGAAGAAUAUCAGAAACAAGGCUAUCAAAUUCAUGUGAUUAAAUUUAAUAAGGAAUUGUUAUUAGAAAGACAAUGGUUUCUUGGACAAAAUUCUAUUUUUCUGAGAUAA